AUGGCAUACCUGACUGCCAAGACUCUCCUGCUGCUCCUUGUCCUGGGGAGUAAAUUUGACUCAGCUGCUGUCCUGGAAGACUGUGUUUUCUUGGGGAAAGAAGAAACGAACAGUUUGUAUGAAGAUGGAGAUGUAGUUCUAGGGGGCUUGUUUCCUUUGCACUUCAGUCCCAUUUCUUCUAUUCCAACAUAUAAAACAAAACCAGAACCCAGCACAUAUAAAUAUUUCAGUGCCCGUGCCACGCGUUGGAUGCAAACAAUGACUUUUGCUAUCAAAGAGAUCAACCAGCGCAGUGACCUCCUCCCGCAGCUGAAGCUUGGUUUUCACAUCCGUGACAGCUGUGAUGACAUACCUGUGUCUCUGAGUGGGUCUCUCCUCCUGGUGAAUGGCCAGCCAGAGCCAGCCAGAGGCAAAAGUCUGCAGGGAGAUGAGGGUCUGGAUGCAGAAAAGGCUCAAACAACUUCAGGCUUAGGUUCAAACUUUGGCUGUGCUGCUGUACACACAACUAUGUCCCCUGUUAUCAUAGGGGAUGCAGCCUCUGGAGUGUCUAUGGCUGUGCUGAGAAGUCUGGGCCCCUUCAACAUUCCCCUGGUGAGCUAUUUUGCAUCCUGUAGCUGUCUGAGUGACCAAAAGGAGUUCCCCACAUUUAUGCGCACCAUGCCUAGUGAUGCCUUCCAGAUCAGUGCCCUGGCCCGUCUGGUGAGCUAUUUCGGCUGGACCUGGGUGGGAGUCAUUGGGGUGGAGUCUGACUAUGCCCACUUUGCCAUCCAGCACUUCCUCCAGGAGUUAGUACAGUAUGGUGUGUGUCCUGCCUACAUUCACUUCUACCCUGUAGUCCUGAGUCAGCAGGCUCUAGAUGAGCUUCUGGAUGUUAUUCAGGUAUCAUCCUCCAAAGUUAUCAUUAACUUCUCUGGUGAGUCAGAGCUACAGAGCAUCCUGAGAGAGAUCAGACACAGGAAUGUCUCCGGGCUGCAGUGGAUUGCCAGCGAGGCCUGGGCCACUGCCAAAUCUCUCUGGGAGGAGUUUGGUGAUCUCCUCAAAGGAACGCUAGGAUUUGGCAUCCGGAGAGCUGAAGUUAUUCCUGGGCUUAAAGAAUACCUGACUAGACUCAGACUGUCUGAUAUUUAUGAAUCGCCUUUCCUGACAGAAUUUUGGGAGGAGACGUUUAACUGUAGACUGAAUGGGUCUUUGAACGUACACUCUCACGGGGUCAGCUACCAAGACAGAAUGCCUUGCACAGGAAAGGAAGAUUUAGAUGACAUUUACUCUGCUUAUUCUGAUGUGAGCCAACUAAGAGUGUCCUAUAAUGUCUACAAGGCUGUGUACCUGGUGGCUCAUGCCCUGCAGGACAUGAGUAACUGUUUAACAGGGCAUGGGCCUCUCCAAAAUGGCAUCUGUGGAAACCCUAAGAAUUUUAAACCUUGGCAGCUCCUGCACUACAUGAAGCAUGCUAAGUUUUCUAUAUUGGGGGAAAAAGUCAACUUUGAUGAGAAUGGUGACCCCAUCGCUUACUAUGACCUCAUGAACUGGCAAAAAGGGCAUGAUGGCUCUCUGCAUUUGGUUAAAGUAGGCUUCUACGAUGCCUCCUUGUCUGCUGGGCACCACCUGGUCAUAAAUGACUCUGCAAUUCAGUGGCCUGUCGGGCAGCAGCCAGCCCAUUCUGUGUGCAGUGAAAGCUGCUCUCCAGGUACACGCAUAGCCAGGAGGAGGGGGGAGCCUGUCUGCUGUUUUGACUGUGUCACCUGUGGAGAGGGGGAAGUUAGUAAUGAGACUGACUCUUUAGAGUGCUUACGCUGCUCAGAGGACACAUGGCCCAAUGAAGCUAGACAUCUCUGCAUCCCAAAGACUAUUGAGUUCCUGUCUUAUCACGAGUCACUUGGGAUUGUUUUGUGUACAGUUUGUGUCCUUGGAGCUUGUAUUUCCCUCUCCAUUCUUGCUAUAUUCUUCACACACAGAGACACACCAUUGGUUCGGGCCAACAACAUGGAACUGAGCUUCCUUCUUCUGCUCUUCCUUGCUCUCUGUUUCCUUAUCGGCCUGUUUUUCAUUGGUGAGCCUUCGGAUUGGCUCUGCCGUAUCCGGUACCCAGCAUUUGGGGUCAGCUUUGCCCUCUGCAUUUCAUGCAUCCUUUCCAAGACAGUGGUGGUCCUAAUGGCUUUCAGAGCCACACUGCCUGGAAGUAAUAUCAUGAGGUGGUUUGGACCCAACCAGCAGAGAGCCAGUGUACUUUUAUGUACAUCUAUCCAGGUAAUAAUCUGUCUUAUCUGGCUGCUCAUCAGUCCACCUUAUACAAACCACAAUACAGGUUAUAAUGCCAUUAUCAUCGUUGAGUGUGCUAUUGGCUCGGAGUUUGGCUUCUGGUGUGUUCUUGGAUACAUUGGCGUGCUAGCCUGCAUGUGCUUCCUCAUGGCUUUUUUGGCUCGGAAGCUACCUGACAAUUUUAAUGAGGCAAAGUUCAUCACCUUCAGCAUGCUCAUAUUCUUUGCUGUGUGGAUUACAUUUAUACCAGUAUAUGUUAGCACAGCUGGGAAAUAUACAGUGGCUGUGCAUAUUUUUGCUAUUGUGGCUUCAGCUUUUGGCCUUCUUUUUUGUAUUUUUGCACCAAAGUGCUACAUUAUAAUUCUGAAACCAGAAAAAAACUGCAAGAAAAAUAUGAUAGGUCAAGAGCUUUCCACCGUGGUCUCCUGGUGUGGUGGAGGGCCUGCUAUUGGCCAAAAACUCCUUCAGUCCAGGGAUGUGAGCAUUGAGAGCAGCAAAGCCUACUGCCCCCUGGACAACGGCAUAGUUUAUUGGGGAAGCAAUGUAGCGAUAAGUGAUCCACCCUUCACUACCCACCCACUGGAGUCCAGUCACAUUUUGAGCAUGAAGCUCUUUGAUGAGAAUGUCAAGGAAUGUGGCCAUGCCACCAUUGCCAUAGUCACUGUUGGUUCUGAUAGCUCCUACCCAGUUCCAGCCAAAGUGCUUCACCAGCUUUGCCAGGGCUUUGCUCUGGUGGCCUGCUGUGAUCCAGGACUCACUCCCUACCCACUGUACUCCAGUGAGGUUCUGCUUCAUAGCUUCCUCCAGCAGCAUGUCCAUUUCUACAUGGGAAAGGAAGGCCACCAAAACCCUGGCACUGCCGUUACGGAUCACUCUGACCACCCUGGCAGCCUGGCUCUGGGGUGCUCCAUAUUCUUGAAGGGAAAGGGCGGGUUGACUGUUAACCAGAGGAUACAAAUGACAACUUGUAUGAGUGUGAAGGCCAGCACACUGAGUCUUCGCUGUGCAGGCCCAAACCAUUUCAUAACAUUACUGCCUGGCAGUGUAGCCCUGAAGGCCAUCAACACCACGAUAGUUUUCCCCAGAACACAUGAGAUGCAGAGGACAAAGGUGAUGCCAAAUGCUGUGUGGCGCAGCAUACAGGACCAGUCAGAGGGCCGGCCAAUGAAGGUGGCCUGCUGUGAUCCAGGACUCACUCCCUACCCACUGUACUCCAGUGAGGUUCUGCUUCAUAGCUUCCUCCAGCAGCAUGUCCAUUUCUACCUGGGCAAGGAAGGCCACCAAAACCCUGGCACUGCCAUUACGGAUCACUCUGACCACCCUGGCAGCCUGGCUCUGGGGGUGCAGGAAGGUUCUGGGGAUUCCGGUACAGCGGUGGAGCUUCAGACGGCUUCCUCAUGCCUCUCCUCUGUGAUGAAAGAGCAGGCAGAGGCAGCAGGCAAUGCUCUGUCAUCCUUCUGGGUGAGAUCCCACAAGACCAAGGUGGUGGUGUCUCGGAGGCUUCACAGAGCACUCUGCUGGUGGGGGGUCCCUGCCAACUUGAGCAAGGGGAGUGCUCUAGGGCCAGUGGUCUAUCGCCAGCUCGUGUUCACAGACGCAUCCCAGAUGGGUUGGGGUCCGUCCACGAGGGCUGUGGCAUCAAUGGCAUUUGGGCCGGACAUUGGAGCUGUGCAUGUACCGGGGCCGUUGAACUCGCCGGCAGACAUCAUGUUGAGAGGGGGUCCCCACCCAGGGGAAUGGAGACUCCACCCUCAGGUGAUCGAGGAGUUAUGGUGUCGCUUCGCCCCUCCUCCAAAGAGUUCAGGCGGAACGGGUGAGGCUGAUAUUGGUGGCUCCCCUUUGGCCCCACAUGCCAUGGUUUUCAGCGAUUCCGCCUCUGUCGGACGGGUCACCAUGGGAGCUUCCGCCCCGGAGAGACCUGCUGUCUCAAGCGAGCGGGACCCUGUUCCAUCGCUUUCCAGCGGGGCUCAGAUCGGUGGCUUGGCCGCUGAGAGGGACCGGCUCCUGGCUUUAGGGUUGCCAGGGCCUGUGGUGAAGACAAUGCAGGAAGCCCGGGCACCAUCCGCAAGGGCUGCUUAUGCAUAUCGUUGGCAGGUGUUUUCCACCUGGUGCGGAGCUCAUCAGGUGGACCCCUACCUAGCCACAGACCAGGAAAUCCUGUCAUUCUUGCAGUCCCAGCUUGAGGCGCAGAAGUCUGCCGUUACCCUGCGUGGGAUGGUGGCAGCAAUCAAGGCAGUUCGUAUUGGUGAAUACGCACUGAGCCCAAACCAUUUCAUGACAUUACUGCCUGGCAGUGUAGCCCUGAAGGCCAUCAACACCACGAUAGUUUUCCCCAGAACACAUGAGAUGCAGAGGACAAAGGUGAUGCCAAAUGCUGUGUGGCGCAGCAUACAGGACCAGUCGGAGGGCCGGCCAAUGAAGGUACAGAUCCAGCAAUGUAAGGUAAUCCCGGGCUCUAUGUCCCUGCCUGCUCUGCAGAAAAAUGGAGAUAUCAUCUUGGGUGGGCUAUUCUCUGUUCAUGACAUGGUGGUGGAGCCCAAUCUCUCCUUCACCUCUAUUCCUCCACCCACAAAGUGCACCAAGUUUAACUUCCGGACUUUUCGCUGGUUGCAGACCAUGAUCUUUGCCAUUGAGGAGAUCAACAAAGAUCAGAAGCUUCUCCCAAACAUCACAUUGGGUUAUAAGAUCUAUGACUCAUGCAGUACACCUUACCAUGCUCUGAGGGCUGCCAAUGAACUCAUGGGGGCUGAGGAGGGUUCAGAGGAUAAGGGGGAGAAAAAAGUCAAUGGCACUAAUGGCAGCUGCCAUGGGGCUGUGCCAGUGUUAAUAGGCGAUGGAGGCUCCACUCAGUCUCUAGUAGUGGCUCGUUUUCUGGGAGUCUUCCAUGUGCCUCAGGUUAGUUAUUUCUCUAGCUGUGCCUGCCUCAGUAACAAGAAAGAGUUCCCUGCCUUCUUGCGGACCAUGCCAAGUGACUUAUUCCAGGUGGAUGCACUAGUGCAACUUGUCAAGCAUUUUAGAUGGACCUGGGUGGGUGUGAUUGCAGGAGAUGAUGCCUAUGGCCGUGGUGGAGCAAAUAUCUUUGCUGAAGAGGUUGCAAAGUUUGGUGCUUGUCUUGCCCUCCAUGAAAUCAUCCCCAAGAACCAUGCAAAGGCAGCCAUGGCAGCCAUCGUUUCCAGGAUCCGCUCUUCUGGGGCUCGGGUGAUUCUGGUGUUUGCUGUGGAACAAGAUACCACAGCAUUGUUUGAUGAAGUACUCAGGCAUGAAGACCUCACAGGAAUACAGUGGCUGGCGAGCGAAGCUUGGAGUACAGCCUCUGUCCUCUCCACCCCAACCAAGUACCGCCACAUCCUCCAGGGUUCGAUGGGAUUCGCCAUACGGAGAGCAAACAUCCCUGGGCUGCAAGACUUUCUGCUUCGUCUGCAUCCCUCAAACCCGGACGCUCUUGAUAAUCCCUUCCUGAUCCCCUUCUGGGAGGAGGUAUUUGGGUGCAGCCUGAGCGUUGGCUCUGAAGGUCAGGAACAUGGAGAUGGUGGUAAACCUCCAUGUUCAGGUGCAGAGGAGCUUGGGAGUGUGAGGAACAUCUAUUCAGAUGUGUCACAGCUCAGGAUUUCCUACAAUGUCUACAAGGCUGUGUAUGCUAUUGCCCAUUCGCUUGAAGCUAUGAGACGCUGUGAGAAAGGGAAAGGGCCAUUUCCUCUGCAUGCCUGUCCAGAUAUAGAUAGCAUACAGCCAUGGCAGCUGCUUCAUUACCUAAAACAGGUGGAAUACAUGAACGCAUUUGGUGAUGAAACUAAGUUUGAUCAGAAUGGGGACCCAAUGGCCAUGUACGACCUUGUUAAUUGGCAACUUACAUCAAAAGGAGAGAUAAAGUUUGUCACUAUUGGCAAGUUUGAUAAAACUACAACAGUAGGCAAGCAAAAACUGCAGAUACAGGAAAGGAACAUUGUGUGGAAUGGUAACCAAACCACAGUCCCCUUGUCAGUGUGCAGCAGUAUUUGUUCACCAGGCACCCGGAAGGCAAUCAGACCUAACUUCCCUAUCUGCUGCCAUGAUUGUGUGGCUUGUACAGCUGGGGAGAUUAGCAAUCAGACUGAUGCAAUAGAGUGUGUACGCUGCCUGCCUGAGUUCUGGUCCAAUGCUGAGAAUACUGCUUGUAUCCCCAAAGAAGUGGAGUUCCUCUCCUUCAGUGACACCAUGGGUAUCACCUUGAUGGCUGUUGCCCUUCUUGGAUUCUUCUGUACUUGUAUAGUUGUUGUCAUAUUCUCCUGUUAUAAAUCCACCCCCAUUGUCAGGGCCAACAACUCUGAGCUGAGCUUCCUGCUGCUCUUCUCCUUGACUCUGUGUUUCCUGUGCUCUCUGACCUUCAUUGGCCGGCCCUCUGACUGGUCCUGUAUGCUGCGCCACACAGCAUUUGGCAUCACCUUUGUCCUCUGCAUCUCAUGUGUUCUGGGGAAAACUAUAGUGGUGUUGAUGGCCUUCAGAGCUACACUUCCAGGCAGUAAUGUCAUGAAAUGGUUUGGGCCUGCACAGCAAAAGGCAAUCAUUACUCUUUGCACGCUGGUCCAGGUAGUAAUAUGCACAGUAUGGCUGGUUGUGACUCCUCCCACUCCACGCCAGCUGAUGCCGCGUGAGAGUGCCAUCAUCAUUCUCUUGUGUGAUGAAGGCUCAGCCCUGGCUUUCUCCCUGGUCCUGGGCUACAUUGGCUUACUGGCCUGUCUCUGCCUCAUCCUGGCCUUCUUGGCAAGGAAACUUCCUGACAACUUCAAUGAGGCAAAACUCAUCACCUUCAGUAUGCUCAUUUUCUGCGCUGUGUGGGUAGCAUUUGUCCCUGCCUACAUCAGCUCUCCAGGGAAGUACUCUACAGUCACAGAGAUAUUUGCUAUCCUGGCCUCCAGUUAUGGGUUGUUAAUCUGUAUCUUUGCCCCAAAGUGUUACAUAAUCCUGCUAAGGCCAGAGAAGAACACUAGAAAACACUUCAUAUCCAAGAUUACCACUGAUAAUUUAUUUAGUUAA
Messenger RNA from Myripristis murdjan (pinecone soldierfish), 7272 nucleotides. RefSeq lists its product as uncharacterized. Gene Ontology annotation, cellular component: plasma membrane. Bases 1 to 7272 code for a protein of 2423 amino acids. Gene Ontology annotation, biological process: G protein-coupled receptor signaling pathway. The record is from RefSeq and is a predicted model, not a curated record. Gene Ontology annotation, molecular function: G protein-coupled receptor activity. The transcript is spliced from 29 exons. Lineage: Eukaryota; Metazoa; Chordata; Actinopteri; Holocentriformes; Holocentridae.